CCAUUGAAUCGGAAGUUCCUAUUGACUGUACCUUAAUGCAUAUAUUAUCUUAAAUUUUGAAAAAUAAAAGUACAAUUUUUUAUAUUAAAAAAAAUCUUCAUGUGACGACAAAAGUUGCGAAUUUGAGAAUAUUUUCCACAUAUUUCUGUAAAUGUAAUUUUAUUUACUUGAAAAAUGGGUAUUCUAGAAAAAAUAUCUGAAAUUGAAAAGGAAAUAGCCCGAACACAAAAAAAUAAAGCUACUGAAUAUCAUCUUGGAUUGUUGAAAGCAAAAUUAGCUAAAUACAGAUCUCAACUUUUGGAACCAUCAAAAAAGAGUGAAAAGGGUGAAGGUUUUGAUGUUUUAAAAUCUGGUGAUGCGAGAGUUGCUCUUAUCGGUUUUCCUUCCGUUGGAAAAUCUACAUUGUUAAGUACUUUGACCCAUACAGAAUCAGAAGCAGCUUCUUAUGAAUUUACAACUCUCACUUGCAUUCCUGGAGUUAUUGAAUAUAAAGGUGCUAAUAUUCAACUUCUCGAUUUACCAGGGAUAAUUGAAGGAGCAGCUCAAGGAAAGGGAAGAGGUAGACAAGUAAUUGCUGUCGCAAGAACAGCUGAUCUAGUUCUCAUGAUGUUGGAUGCUACAAAGCAAGAUGUUCAGCGGCAACUUUUAGAAAGAGAAUUGGAAUCAGUAGGUAUCAGAUUAAAUAAACAAAAGCCAAACAUAUAUUUUAAGAUUAAGAAAGGUGGCGGACUUUCUUUCAAUUCAACUUGUCCUCUCACAAGAUGUGAUGAAAAACUAGUUCAAAUGAUUCUUCACGAAUAUAAAAUAUUUAAUGCUGAAGUUCUUUUUCGAGAAGAUUGCACUGCAGAUGAACUGAUUGAUGUUAUUAAUGCCAAUCGAGUUUACCUUCCUUGCCUUUAUGUAUAUAACAAAAUUGAUCAAAUUUCAAUAGAAGAAGUCGAUAGAAUCGCAAGGCAACAAAAUAGUGUCGUAGUUAGUUGUAACAUGAAACUCAAUCUAGACUUCCUGCUGGACACUUUAUGGGAAUAUUUGUCUCUUAUAAGAGUAUACACUAAAAAGCCAGGUCAGCCUCCAGAUUUUGACGAUGGACUAAUUUUGCGAAAAGGAGUUACAGUUGAGCAUGUUUGUCACUCUAUUCAUCGCACUCUGGCGCAACAGUUUAAAUAUUCUCUUGUCUGGGGUACAAGUACAAAAUAUUCACCUCAAAGAGUUGGUCUGCAACACAUUAUGCAUGACGAAGAUGUUAUACAGAUAUUAAAAAAAUAAAAUUUACGUCUUAUAAAUAGAUAACUUAUUUGAAUUACAUUCUGAUUUAAUCAUUUGUUUGCAAUUUACUUUUAAUAAACAACUUGAACAUUUGAUACAUAA
This is a messenger RNA of Leptopilina heterotoma, 1368 nucleotides long. Its product is annotated as developmentally-regulated GTP-binding protein 2. Gene Ontology annotation, molecular function: GTPase activity; GTP binding. Gene Ontology annotation, biological process: cytoplasmic translation. Lineage: Eukaryota; Metazoa; Arthropoda; Insecta; Hymenoptera; Figitidae. Gene Ontology annotation, cellular component: cytoplasm. Bases 175 to 1266 code for a protein of 363 amino acids. The transcript is spliced from 5 exons. The record is from RefSeq and is a predicted model, not a curated record.